GAGACCGCGACAGACCGAGUGGCUGGUUUCAUCGGUCUCAGAUCGGAUCCCGGAUCCAGGAGAGGUUGUCGGUUUGGAUUUUGACGAUGUAAAUGACGCGCAUCUUCCCGGGGGGGUCACCAUGUGGACAGGUGUGAGACUUGUGGGCACGCGCGUUUGAAGGACAAACAGAUGUUUAGAUUUUAAUCCGAACGACCCCCAGGCCUGGGCCACUUCAUCCCCCCAUGGAUGGAUCCAGCUGGAGCUGCACGCAUGGAAUACAAAGCCUGUCUGAGUCGCACCCCCCUCUCCGGGAGCGCCUCCUGACACAACCCCCCCACACCGACACCCCCAGAUCGGGAUGAGGAUUGCAGCUCGGUGAUUCGGUGCUUCAUGGACCCUGGUUUUCUCGGGUUUUGAUUGGUUAAAAACCGGAUUUAUCCGCGCGCUGGGAUUCCUUUGUGUCAAAGGGUUCAGCGCAGAGUGAGUGCGCGCGGAGCGGCGGGGGGGCUUUGGUCGCGCGCGCCUGCCAUCCUUGUGGACGGGUCGUGAUGGCAGGGGGCCCGCCGGAGGCGCAGGACCACCCGCCGGAGAACGGCUUCACGCUGCUGGAGCGCGCGGCGCCCCGGCUGCUGCCGCACGUCGACGGCUGCGUGCUCCCGUCCCUGGGCGGGUUCGGGCGGCACCAGAAGCAGCUGGUGGUCCUGACCUGGAUACCGGCCCUGUUCAUCGGCUUCAGCCAGUUCUCGGACCACUUCCUCCUUGCGCAGCCCAACAGCACGUGCGUGCAACCUCUGGGUAACGACAGUAGCAAUAGCAACUGGACCGGGACGCACCUGCCAGUAUCCGCGAGCAGCGCGCCCGCGCUGCAUCUCAAAGGCAACAACGGCACCGGGGAGGGGUUCGAGGACAGCGGAGGGAUGCUGUGCGCGUGCGCGGAGCGGAGGCUGGAGCUGCAGACGGGACUCACUCAGAAUGUGGUUACCAAGUGGAACCUGGUGUGUGACUCGGCCUGGAAGGUUCACAUCGCCAAGUUCUCGCUGCUCGUGGGCUCCAUAUUCGGCUACUUAGUGAUGGGUGUCAUGGCCGACUGGUUUGGUCGCCACCCGGUGCUGAUCCUCUCGGCGCUCUUCAUGCUGGUCUUCGGUCUGAGCGUGGCCUUCUCUGUGAACGUCACCAUGUUCAGCACCUUGCGGUUCUUUGAGGGUUUCUGCUUGGCGGGCCUCGCUCUCUCCCUCUUCGUGCUCAGGAUCGAGCUUUGUUUGCCAGCCUGGCGUUUCUCCAUGACAAUGGUGGCCAGCUUUCUGAAGGUGGGCGGGCAGCUCCUGAUGCCAGCCGUGGCCGCUCUGUGCCGCUACUGGCCGAGCGGGGAGGACUGGCAGGUGCUGCAGAUCGUCAUAAUCAGUCCUUUUGUUCUGAUGCUGCCCUACGUCUGGAUUUUUCCUGAAUCUCUGCGCUGGUUGCUGGCCACCCAGCACUACAAGCGCUCCAAAGCCAUGAUGCUGCGCAUCGCCAGGAAGAACCAGGUUGACUUGACAUCAGAGCCCAGCGGCGUUCUCACAGAGCUGGAGCAGGAGCUGCACAGGAAGCCCCAGAGGAGCUGCAUUGUGAAGAUGAUGAGCACCAGGAACCUGUGGAAGAACAUUGUGGUGCUGUGCGUCAACUCUCUGACAGGUUAUGGGAUUCACCACUGCUUCGCCCGCAGCAUGAUGGACCCGGAGGCCCAGCCCACAGCUUUGUGCCACGCCGAUUAUUACACCAUGGCUGGCAUCGCCGUGGCGACCUGCCUGGCCCUUUGCCCCGCGGUGGGACUGAUGGGUCGACGUGGAGGGCUGCUCGCCUUCAUGAUCAUCACAGCUCUGGCAUCGCUACUACAGCUGGGGCUGCUGAACUUGAUUGGAAAAUACAGCCUUCGCCACGACACAGUUCUGAGAGACACUCUGAACAGGAAAUUUUCCGUGGCCUUCUCCAUCAUCGGCAUGUUUUCCUCCCAUGCUGUCAGCACACUCAGCAUCUUCUUCUGCGCAGAAAUCACCCCAACUGUCAUUAGGGGUGGAGGUCUGGGCCUCGUCCUGGCGAGCGCCGGCUUCGGGAUGCUCACCGCCCCCAUCAUGGAGCUCCACAACCAGAAGGGCUACUUUCUGCAUCACGUGAUCUUCGCCUGCUGCACGCUGCUGUGCAUCAUCUGCCUGCUGCUGCUGCCGGAGCCGCGGGGUCAGCCCCUCCCCGAGAGCCUGGCCGACGGCGAGACCUUCACCCGUCAGACUCUGCUCCAUCCCGGAGAGCAGCACCUCCUCCUCGCCAAGUGCGACAGGGACUACUCCCGCGUUCAUGACACGCCGUUACACCUCAUGGCCACGGGGAGCGCCACUGUGGCAGCAGCCACCGCUCUGGCAGCGGUGCCGGCCUCGUACGCUCUCGCCACCGGUGGCGAGGUGAUUGGAAAUCGUGCCAUAGCCAACGGGGUUUGA
Messenger RNA from Nematolebias whitei (Rio pearlfish), 2450 nucleotides. It is a transcript of the gene slc22a23b, whose product is annotated as solute carrier family 22 member 23. NCBI's taxonomy places the organism in Eukaryota, Metazoa, Chordata, Actinopteri, Cyprinodontiformes, Rivulidae. Gene Ontology annotation, cellular component: membrane. The record is from RefSeq and is a predicted model, not a curated record. Gene Ontology annotation, biological process: transmembrane transport. Gene Ontology annotation, molecular function: transmembrane transporter activity. Bases 531 to 2450 code for a protein of 639 amino acids. The transcript has 10 exons.